This is a messenger RNA of Oryzias latipes (Japanese medaka), 568 nucleotides long. RefSeq names its product NADH:ubiquinone oxidoreductase subunit A12 (gene ndufa12). NCBI's taxonomy places the organism in Eukaryota, Metazoa, Chordata, Actinopteri, Beloniformes, Adrianichthyidae. The record is from RefSeq and is a predicted model, not a curated record. Gene Ontology annotation, biological process: response to oxidative stress. Gene Ontology annotation, cellular component: membrane; respiratory chain complex I.
UCAAACACAGGAGUCCGUCCGUCCCCGUAUCCUGUCCGUCUAAAGAUGGCGGAGUAUGCUAACCUGGUUCGAAGGGCUUUGGGCCAAAUAGGAGGUCACGGAGGAGUCCGAGGAUUUCUCCUUCAGCUGUUCAGAGUAAAUGAUGUGAAAACAGGCACUUUGAUCGGUGUGGACAAAUAUGGAAACAAAUACUAUGAAGACAGAAAGCAUUACUUCUUUGGUCGUCACCGUUGGGUCAUCUAUACGACGGAGAUGAACGGGAAGAGGACAUUAUGGGAGGUGGAUGGCAGCAUGGUUCCUGCUGAAUGGCACCGCUGGCUGCACUGCAUGACCGAUGACCCCCCCACCACUCACCCUCCAGAGCCCAAGAAAUUCCUGGCUGAGAUCCACCAGUUCAACGUGAGUGGCACCCCACAGCAGUACGUGCCGUACCCCACCACUCGCAAGAAGAUCCACGAGUGGGUCCCCCCAAAAGCUGGAGCCCAGUGACUCCAGAUGGCCGCCACCUUUCCCAUUCUGUAAAAUAUGGUUUUCCUACCUGUAUCUAAAAUAAAUUCUCUAGACAAGA